Messenger RNA from Volvox carteri f. nagariensis, 1112 nucleotides. RefSeq lists its product as uncharacterized. Gene Ontology annotation, cellular component: nucleolus. The coding region runs from base 250 to 633 and encodes 127 amino acids. The transcript is spliced from 2 exons. Lineage: Eukaryota; Viridiplantae; Chlorophyta; Chlorophyceae; Chlamydomonadales; Volvocaceae. The record is from RefSeq and is a predicted model, not a curated record.
CGCAAGCUAGUAUUGCGUAACCUUCAAGACACUUGGGUGUUCUGGAAGUCCUCGCAACUGAUCUGAGCAUCCGGCAUACUUGAAGCCAUGAUUGACGACCAGGACCUUGGACGGUUCACUACCUGGCUGGGCCUGGCUAUUAUGCUUCUAGUUGUCGCAUACCACUACGUCACGGCGGACCCGAAGUACGAAGCUGCCCGUGCAUGAAGUAGCGCAACAACACGGGGUUACGUUCAGUAAUUGGACUGGAUGAGCUUCGUCGGAGGGAAGCUUAAGCUUAAAGGGGGGGAGUCGCUGAGGGCAGCAGGCGGCGUCAAAAAGAAGAAGAGAUCAGAAGAUAAGGCGCUUACUGCGGCAGGAGCCCCGGAGCAAGACCCCGGUCAAGGGGCAAAGGAGGAGAACGACUCUCAGAAGACGCUCAAGGCCAUCCGGGGGUAUGAGCUGGACCCGAACACUGUCGAAGACCGCCGCACGGAAGCUGAGAAGCGUUAUGAGGCACGGUUCCGAAAGGUGGAAGAGCAGAUGUGCAAAAAGGCAGCUGCCAAAUCACAUAGGGAGCGCGUGAAAGAGUUUAACGAAUAUUUGGCGCAGCUGUCUGAGCAUCACGACAUUCCGAAAGUUGGACCUGGCUAGUGUCGUACCACCGGGGGAGCGACGUGGUUUCGUGUCAGUGCCUAUUGGUUGCCGUGCUUGGGUGUUGACCUAGAGAUAAGACGCGUUAUACCUCUGUACUGAUAUCCUUCUCAAGCCUUCCCUAUAGUUUGUUACUGUGCAUGUUCCUGGAUACGUUAACCGAACCGCGGUCAGAGUUGUUUGUCCUGUCCUUGUGGGAGGUGGCCUGCGGGAACCGCUUCGCCGUUGCGUGACUCUUUUCAAGGAUUGACAUGCAAACUGCUUCUUGUAAAAGGACUUGCAAGGGUACAUCAGCACUCAUUGUUCGGUUGACCACGGAGGUUCCGGCAGUGGACACUGCGGCCAAGCGCCAAGCGGCCAAGCUACGUGCGGCCAAGCGGCCAAGUCUGUACAACUUUGCAAUGCCUACAUCCCUUCUGCAAUGCUAUCAAAACAGAAAUCCGUACGGUUGCGCACUCAGAUCAGCUCUCGCAUUAAUA